GGAUAACGCAUGAACUUGUGGCAUGAAUAAACAAAAAAGUAGAAGGACGUUUCUGCGAAAACCCUCUCCUCUUCCCCGCCGACGCCGUCCCCGGCUCUCCCUCCUCCGUCUCGCGCCCGCCGCCGCCGCCACCGCCACCGCCGCCGCCGCCUUGCGCCUCGUGACGCGGUGAGUGGGGAAUAGCAAAACCAGACCCGUGCCCCAGUCCGCGGGGACAAUGGAGGGGAAAGAAGACGACAGACGGCGGGGCGGCGGUGGCGGAAGCUCGACGCCGGGGAUGAACCUGAAGAACCUGGUGUCGAGGGAGUAUUUCGGCCACAAGAAGAAGGUGCACUCUGUAGCAUGGAACUGCCUAGGCAUGAAGCUUGCUUCAGGCUCUAUUGAUCAUACUGCACGUGUAUGGAGUAUCGAUCCCCAUGGCCAUUCCAAGGUUAAAGACAUUGAAUUGAAAGGCCACACAGAUUGUGUAGAUCAGCUCUGCUGGGAUCCGAAGCAUCCUGAUACAGUUGCUACAGCAGCUGCUGACAAGUCAAUUCGCCUCUGGGAUGCACGGAGUGGAAAAUGUCAAGUCGUCGAACUUAGUGGAGAAAACAUCAAUAUCACUUAUAAACAUGGUGGUACUCAAAUAGCUGUUGGAAACAAGGAGGAUGAGUUGACAAUAGUGGAUGUUCGGAAGCUAAAAGCCCUUCACAAAUUUAAGUUUAAUUAUGAGAUAAAUGAGAUUGCAUGGAACAAAACUGGAGAUUUAUUCUUCAUCACUACUGGACUUGGAAAUGUUGAGGUAUUUGGUGAUCCUUCCCUUGAUGACACCCUUCAUGUGGUUGGCAAAUUGAAUGCUCAUACAGCGGGUUGUUAUUGCAUUGGAAUGGAUCCCCUUGAUAGGUAUUUUGCUGUUGGAAGUGCAGAUUCACUUGUCAGUCUUUGGGAUGUCAAAGAGCUCCUUUGCAUUAAAACCUUUACCAAACUCGAGUGGCCUGUAAGAACAGUUAGCUUCAAUCAUACUGGAGAGUUUCUUGCAUAUGCUAGCGAAGAUCCCUUCAUUGACAUUGCCAAUGUUCAAACUGGACGAUCGAUUCAUCAGAUUCCAUGCAAGGCAGCUAUGAAUAGUGUUGAAUGGAACCCCAAGUACAACCUCCUGGCUUACGCAGGAGACGACAAGAACAAGUACCAGGCUGAUGAAGGUGUUUUCCGAAUAUUUGGCUUUGAAAGCACAUAACUGAUGGUUAGCAGAUUACCGUCACCAACUAUUCAUUGUAGAUUGAUUUCCGAGUUCUGAUCUGCAUUUCUGACAGCAGUUUGGGUCCUGAUUGUAACUUCAAUUUUAUUAAUGUCCUGGCCGCUUGAACUGAAUUGUAUUGUACUUUGUGACUCGAGAGUCGAGACCCAUAUUUUUGUUAGAGUAAAUUUCAGAAAUCCUAUAUGUUUUGUUGUCUACGUAGGGAAAAAACAACUGCAUGUUUGCAUCAUGUGGCACUGAGCCUCAGGUGCUAUGGGCGCAAAGUUUUAUGACCAUACGUUCUUUUAAAUCCAAAAUAAUAUAACGUGGCACCUCUUUUUUUUAA
This is a messenger RNA of Oryza sativa Japonica Group (Japanese rice), 1562 nucleotides long. RefSeq names its product THO complex subunit 3. Gene Ontology annotation, molecular function: protein binding. Gene Ontology annotation, cellular component: THO complex part of transcription export complex. Lineage: Eukaryota; Viridiplantae; Streptophyta; Magnoliopsida; Poales; Poaceae. The record is from RefSeq and is a predicted model, not a curated record. Gene Ontology annotation, biological process: mRNA export from nucleus.